Molecule: messenger RNA, 1993 nt
Organism: Juglans regia (Persian walnut)
Lineage: Eukaryota; Viridiplantae; Streptophyta; Magnoliopsida; Fagales; Juglandaceae
Product: tyrosine decarboxylase 1-like
Exons: 1
Coding region: 146-1834 (562 amino acids)
Biological process (GO): amino acid metabolic process
Molecular function (GO): carboxy-lyase activity; pyridoxal phosphate binding
Source: RefSeq, a predicted model, not a curated record
GCCCAUCGUCUACUGUAUCUGAAACUACCAAAGACUUCCAUUAAGCUUGUUUUGUAGUUUUUUUUUCUGCCACUUUCUCCUUAAUUACUCAGUUUGAGACCUGCGAAGCCAAAAACCAGUACUUUUUUCCCUCUACGUACCAAAGAUGGAUGCCUUCAAUUUCAACCAUGAAUUCAUGAUGAAACACUCGUCUUCCUAUGACACAAAUAAUCCACUAGACCCUGAGGAGUUCAGGCGUCAAGGCCACAUGAUCAUAGAUUUUCUAGCUGAUUAUUAUUUGAAUAUCGAGAAAUAUCCUGUCCUUAGCCAAGUCGAACCAGGUUAUCUCCGAAAACGCCUGCCAGAAUCUACCCCAUAUAAUCCUGAAUCCAUUGAAACCAUUCUCCAAGACGUGCAGGACCAUAUACUUCCCGGUGUAACUCAUUGGCAAAGCCCUAGCUAUUUUGCUUACUUCCCAUCCAGCGGAAGCAUAGCAGGGUUUCUUGGCGAGAUGCUUUCCACUGGAUUCAAUGUGGUUGGCUUCAACUGGAUUUCGUCACCAGCUGCGACUGAGCUAGAGUCAAUAGUCAUGGAUUGGCUCGGAGAGAUGCUUCAGCUGCCCAAGUCUUUCCUUUUCUCGGGCAAUGGUGGGGGCGUGCUACAAGGGACUACUUGUGAGGCCAUUUUGUGCACACUCGUCGCUGCUAGGGAUCAAAUGUUGCGCCGCAUUGGGAGUCAGAAUAUGGGAAAGUUGGUGGUCUAUGGAUCUGACCAAACGCAUUGUUCACUUCAAAAGGCGGCACGGAUAGCCGGAAUCAACCCAAGUAAUUUCAGAGCCAUCAAAACCACCAAGAGCACGACAUUUUCGUUGUCCCCGGACUCCCUACGAUCAGCCAUUUGCAAAGAUAUUGAUGCAGGCCUAAUCCCUUUAUUCUUGUGUGCCACUGUGGGGACAACUUCGACAACUGCAAUUGAUCCACUAAGGUCGUUAUGCGAUGUUGCCAAAGAUUAUGGCUUGUGGGUCCAUGUCGACGCUGCUUAUGCUGGAAGCGUCUGCAUUUGUCCUGAGUUCCGGCAUGUCAUUGAUGGUGUUGAGGGUGCAAACUCUUUUAGCCUCAAUGCACAUAAAUGGUUCCUAACCACUUUAGAUUGCUGCUGCCUUUGGGUCAAGGACCCGAGCGCCUUGGUAAAAUCACUCUCAACAAAUCCUGAGUACUUGAGGAAUAAGGCAACCGAUUCAAGGCAAGUGGUGGACUACAAAGACUGGCAGCUUACCCUAAGCCGAAGAUUCCGAUCUUUGAAAUUAUGGUUCGUGCUUCGAAGCUAUGGCGUGGCUAAGCUUAGGGACUUUCUGAGAAGUCAUGUUAACAUGGCCAAGCUUUUUGAAGGGUUUGUCACAUCCGACAAGAGGUUUGAAAUUGUUGUCCCUAGAAGCUUUGCUGUGGUUUGCUUUAGGGUUUUGUCCCCAAGAAUGGAUAACGGCGUAGCAUACGCAAAACGUACUACAAAUGGUCAUACAAAUGGGCACUUAAACGGUCAUACAAACGGGCACUCAAACGGGCACUUAAACGGUCAUACAAAUGGGCACCUAAACGGUCAUACAAAUGGAAAGGGUGAUGAUCAUGAUCAUGAUGAUCAUAACUACAUGAAAGAAGAAAGUACAAAUGAGCUCAACCGGAAGUUAUUGGAGUCCAUUAACAAGGCAGGCCGUGUUUUUAUGACUCAUUCCAUGGUUGGCGGUGUGUUCGUGAUAAGGUUUGCAGUUGGAGCAACUCUAGUGGAAGAAAAGCACGUUAUCACGGCUUGGAAAGUGGUGCAGGAGCACGCAAAUGCCAUACUUAGCGAAAACUACUAAAAAGUAUGUUUUUGUCGCAUGCAUGGAUUAAUUUGGGAGAUCAGCCGCGUGAUAUUGUUUGAAGCAAGAGAUUUAAGCAAAUCUAUGUAUGGAGUUAAAAAUAAAUCAGCUAGAGUUUGCAGCUGCCGGUUAUAUAUCUAUAUAUAUAUAUAUAUAUAU